AUGAGCUGGCAGGAUUACGUAGACAAACAGCUCUUGGCUUCGAAAUGCGUUACGAAAGCCGCAAUUGCUGGUCACGACGGAAAUGUUUGGGCCAAAUCAGACGAUUUUCUUGUAACCUUAAACGACGCUAAAGAAGAUACUAAAAAACUUGGAAUAAUUUUAAAAUGUGAAGAGGAUAAAUCGUGGAAUAUACUGAACCUAAAUGUAGCAAAGGAUAAUAAAAAUGAAGAUUGCGAUAAUCUAGUAAAUAUACAUGAUACCGUUACAAAUGUUAUCAGAAAUGUACUGGAACAUCAAAUAAAUGAUGACGCUGAAUACAGAACCGAAAAUUUAGAUAGAAUUUUAGAUUUGUCAGAAAUCGUCAACAAACGGGAAAAUCUUAAUGUAAAGGAUUUUUAA
Psylliodes chrysocephalus is the source of this 399-nucleotide messenger RNA. The record is from the annotation of a GenBank genome assembly. NCBI's taxonomy places the organism in Eukaryota, Metazoa, Arthropoda, Insecta, Coleoptera, Chrysomelidae.